Messenger RNA from Cornus florida, 1443 nucleotides. Its product is annotated as membrane protein PM19L-like. Bases 717 to 1217 code for a protein of 166 amino acids. The transcript is spliced from 4 exons. The record is from RefSeq and is a predicted model, not a curated record. Lineage: Eukaryota; Viridiplantae; Streptophyta; Magnoliopsida; Cornales; Cornaceae.
UGAAGAUUCUACAGCAUAAAACACAGCUUUUCCUCGCUGUCAAGUUUCUUACAGGAGGUGAAGAGAAUUCAUUUUGAAUUCGAAUUCUUUCUUUUCGUAUGGAAAGAGCACCAUCAGCUAAUCUUCUAGGGGAGCAAGCAUGGCUAGUUUACUACGUAAAUUUUUCAUCCAUCCAGCUGACUUUAACUGUCCGGGAAAAUUCAAUAGAUUAAAUCUCUUAACAUGUUAGAUUGGUGCGUGUGUUUUGUGGGUAAACAUGUUAGAUUACAAUUAUAACUGCAAACAGCACCAACUGGAGGAAAUUUUUUAUUUUUCCUAAAGUCAUGAUGUUCAGAACUUUAUUUUUUCCCCGGAAAGUAAAGCAGAUAUGAUGGGCAGAAACUAAUAUGCGAAAUAAAAACAGCCCUUUUUGGUUGGAUGAAUUAAGAACUUUGCAACUUGGAAGAAUGGUAGGCAAAGUGAUGCUUUGCCCAUCUUUGGGGCAAACCCAACAAGAAGAGAAAGGAAUUGCAGCCAUUUCUUUGAAUUGAAGGAACUCCUUUAUAAAUGAAAAGGAAGAGCAAAACCACUAAAUAAAGAAUUUGACAGUACAAGUUUUCUUUGAUUAAAGGUUAGAACCAUUCAUAGCUUAUAUAUAUUUCUCUCUUGAGCACAAUAAGGGUGACCAAAGCUUGUCUCUCUCUCUCUUCCUGAUUCUAAACCUUCAAAGGCAGGCCAUGGCUUCUGGAGCAGGAAAAUCAGCAGCAUUCCUCCUCUUAAUUCUCAAUCUCAUACUGUAUGGCAUUGUCAUCAUAAUGGCUGCGUGGGCUGUAAAUCAUGGGAUUGAAAGAUCUCAAGAAUCAGCUUCUGUGUUGUCAAUCCCAGCUCGCAUUUUUCCAAUAUAUUUUCCAUUUGGUAAUAUGGCCACUGGUUUUUUCGUCAUUUUCUCGUUCAUCGCUGGCAUUGUGGGCUUCACAACCUCACUUACCGGAAUCCAUAAUGUCAUUCAAUGGAAUGCUCCAAACUUAUAUGCAGCUGCUGCCUCUUCUCUCUUGACUUGGUCACUUACAUUACUUGCCAUGGGAUUGGCUUGCAAAGAGAUUCAUAUAGGCUGGACAGAUUCAAACUUGAGAACCCUUGAGACCAUCGUCAUUCUUCUAAGCGGGACACAACUAUUUUGCAUGGGUGCUAUUCAUGCUGGGGUUGAAGAUGUCAUCGCGCGACAGAGGUACCAUUGAGGAAGAGCUAAGCAUCGUUACAGCAAAAUGUAUCGCCCAGAAUUAUUAUCAUACAUUUCUCAAAUUUCUUUUCUUUAAGAGAAUUGCAUAUGUUUGAUGUACAUUUGCCCUCAUUAAAAGGGAGUGUGGAAGCUCUGAUAUCCUUAUUUUUAUGAGUGAUUUUAAAUAUUUCAAGCAAUGUCUGAGCAAUUUAUUAAUGAGAUGACAGCCUAUUCAAAAACUUCUA